Messenger RNA from Heterobasidion irregulare TC 32-1, 267 nucleotides. RefSeq lists its product as uncharacterized. The annotation marks the transcript as partial. Lineage: Eukaryota; Fungi; Basidiomycota; Agaricomycetes; Russulales; Bondarzewiaceae. The transcript has a single exon. The record is from RefSeq and is a predicted model, not a curated record.
GUGAAGUGUGGGCAAACUGACCCAAGUGCUGCUGAAUGUCCUUUAGUGGGUUGCAGUCAGUCAGGUAGGGACCAACCAUAUUUGGUAAUAGUUGGCAUCUUUGGUACUUGUCUAGUACUGUUUGGUGUCUCCUCAAAGCUUCCUGAAUACCUCUUUUGGACCCUAGCACAGGUACAUGCUCAUCACUAUUUCUCCCUUCAUAUACCCUCAUAUUUAACUCCUCAGCACAUUCUAUACCCUCCUGCUAUGUUAGACACCCUUGCCUAG